Messenger RNA from Tauraco erythrolophus (red-crested turaco), 593 nucleotides. The record is from RefSeq and is a predicted model, not a curated record. Lineage: Eukaryota; Metazoa; Chordata; Aves; Musophagiformes; Musophagidae.
AUUUCUCUGUGACCCAAAGUUCAGUGAUGAAGAAGAUCUGGAGGAGAAGUUGGCAGUGUUCAAAGAGAAGUACAUGGAGUUUGACCUGAACAACCAAGGUGAGAUCGAUUUGAUGUCUGUCAAAAGGAUGAUGGAGAAGUUGGGGGCUCCCAAGACCCACCUAGAACUGAAGAAGAUGAUCUCUGAGGUGACUGGAGGGGUCAGCGAGACCAUCUCGUACCAGGACUUUGUCAACGUGAUGCUCGGGAAACGCUCUGCUGUGCUUAAACUGGUCAUGAUGUUUGAAGGAAAAGCCAAUGAAAGCAACCCAAAACCUUCUGGUCCACCUCCAGAGAGAGACAUAGCCAGCCUCCCUUGAAGAGGCCAGGCUGAAAAACUGGCACUGUUUGCUUUGCUGGUCUGUAACAGGUUUACCUGUGCUUUGUUACUCUUUACUGUGGACAGUCCUAGUUUUCAACUAACCUGCCUUAGAGGAACAGCAAGGGAAGCUGGAGACCCCAGCUCACGUCUUUCUGCUGCAUCCCUUAGCCAAGUUGAUCUGUUAGACAGAAGCUGUAGCACCAAGUGUAAUGUGAGACCAAAACAAAACAAAA